UGUUAAUCUAAAAUUAGAAAGGAUGAGGCCAAUUAUAUAAUUUAAUCCGACCAUUUUGGUACAGAAAAGUUUUUAAAUAAGAAUAACACUUUUCAUCAAAAUUCCUUCAAAUCCUAAGCUUCCAAGCAUAAGAGAAGCGGCGAAAUUUGUUAAACUAAAGGAACACGAAGAAUGCCGGCAUGACGGUUGAGUAUUUCACAACUCGGAAUGUUACAACGCUUCUUUAGCCUUCCUCGAGCCUUCUCCCAUCUCACAGGUUCUUUACUUCAAAUGGGGCACCGGAUGUCUUAUUCCACAUAUGCUUCACAUCCCCCACUCUCCGACCUCCAUCAAACCAUGCCCUCAGUACAGUUUAUUUCGUUACAUUCGUGCUGUUAUCUCAUGGGACUUUUUAGGAACAUUCAUACUCUCAUCAAGUUCCAUGGGUUGCUUAUAGUACACGGCCUUAUCGGUAAUCUUCUUUGUGACACGAAGUUGGUUGGUGUUUAUGGCGCACUUGGGGAUGUGAGGUCUGCUCGAAUGGUGUUCGAUCAAAUGCCUGACCCCGAUUUUUAUGCGUGGAAGGUGAUGAUCAGGUGGUAUUUUUUGAAUGACUUGUUUGUGGAUGUUAUUCCAUUCUAUAAUUGCAUGAGAAUGUCUUUUAGAGAAUGCGAUAACAUAAUUUUUUCGAUUAUUUUGAAAGCCUGUAGCGAAUUGCGUGAAAUUGAUGAAGGCAGAAAGGUCCAUUGUCAGAUUGUGAAGGUGGGGGGUCCGGAUAGCUUUGUAAUGACUGGUUUGAUAGAUAUGUAUGGUAAAUGUAGGCAGGUUGAGUGCUCAAGUGCUGUGUUCGAAGAAAUUAUGGAUAAAAAUGUGGUUUCAUGGACUUCAAUGAUUGCGGGAUAUGUACAAAAUAAUUGUGCGGAGGAGGGUCUAGUUUUAUUCAAUCGGAUGAGAGAUGCAUUGGUUGAAAGCAACCCAUUCACUUUAGGAAGCAUAAUAAAUGCGUGUACAAAAUUAAGAGCUUUACAUCAAGGGAAAUGGGUGCAUGGCUAUGCCAUUAAGAACAUUGUUGAAUUUAGCUCUUUCUUGGCGACUACUUUUUUGGACAUGUAUGUUAAAUGUGGGCAAACUAGAGAUGCUCGCAUGAUAUUUGAUGAACUACCUACUAUUGAUCUUGUUUCAUGGACUGCAAUGAUUGUUGGAUAUACCCAAGCUAGCCAACCUAACGAUGGAUUGAGGCUCUUUGCUGAUGAAAUAAGGUCAGAUCUCUUACCUAAUUCUGUCACUGCUGCAAGUGUUCUUUCAGCGUGUUCGGUUUCUGGUAAUUUGAAUUUAGGAAUGUCAGUUCAUGGACUUGGGAUAAAACUUGGGCUGGAAGAGUGUGCAGUGAAGAAUGCUCUUAUUGACAUGUAUGCUAAAUGCCAUAAGAUUGGCGAUGCUUAUGUUAUAUUUCAUGGGGUUUUGGAAAAAGAUGUGAUUACUUGGAACUCUAUGAUAUCUGGGUAUGCUCAGAGUGGAUCUGCUUAUGAUGCCCUCCGUCUCUUUAAUCAAAUGAGAUCAUACUCCCUUGCACCUGAUGCAAUAACACUGGUGAGCACCCUUUCAGCAUCUGCCACCCUAGGUGCUGUACAGGUCGGUUCAUCACUUCAUGCUUAUUCGGUUAAAGAAGGCUUAUUUUCUAAUCUUUACAUUGGCACUGCACUUUUGAACUUUUAUGCUAAAUGCGGUGAUGCUAAAUCAGCACGAACUGUGUUCGACAGUAUGGGAGAUAAGAAUAUUAUCACGUGGAGUGCAAUGAUAGGUGGUUAUGGAGUGCAGGGCGAUGGAAGCGGAUCCCUUUCUAUUUUCUCUGACAUGUUGAAGGAGGAUUUGAAACCCAAUGAAGUAAUUUUUACCACAAUAUUAUCUGCUUGUAGCUCUUCGGGAAUGGUUGAAGAGGGAUGGAGGUAUUUCAAAUCUAUGAUUCAGGAUUAUAACUUUGUUCCUUCCAUGAAACAUUAUGCCUGUAUGGUUGAUCUUUUAGCCCGAUCAGGUAGACUGGAUGAAGCAUUGGACUUCAUUAAGAAAAUGCCAGUUCAACCAGACGUUAGUUUGUAUGGAGCUUUCCUUCAUGGAUGUGGAUUAUACUCGAGGUUCGAUCUCGGAGAAGUCGUAGUCAGGGAAAUGCUACAGCUACAUCCAAAUGAAGCUUGCUAUUAUGUGCUCUUAUCUAACCUUUAUGCUUCAGAUGGGAAAUGGGGUCAAGUUAAUGAGGUGAGAGAUUUGAUGCUGCAGAGAGGUUUGAACAAAGUCCCAGGGUAUAGCCUAGUAGAAAGUAAUGCAGGUGUGCUAUUUCAUUAGCUGAAGCCACUUGUGUGGCUCAUAUCACUACAAGAAAUGGGACUUUUAAUAGCCCUUGAAGCCCAUUUUAAAUUGGGCUAUUGAAAAGAAAAAAAAAACAAAAAGUGGGAAAUAGAAAAGAACCAUUAUCCUGUCUAAAUAUUUUCCCUUUAGAGCCCUUUCACGAUUUCUCAUCUUCUUUUGCUCAAGCAAACGCGCGCAACAUACACCCUCAAAAUGACGAUUUCUCAUCUCUUUUGCUGCGAUACCCUCCCUCUCACGACUGCCGUUCAACCGACGAUGAGGAGACUUUCAUCUCUGUCCAUUGUCUCUCUGUUCGUCAUCUCUUUGUUUGUUGUCUCUGUUCCUCGUCGUCUCUACAAGGCAACUCACCGUCGUCCACAUGGGUUUUGCUUAGGGUUUUUCGUCUACCAGCUUGUCUCUCUAUUGCUAUUAGACACUUGAAGCUAAUGAUUCGAGAUCUUAAGUUCCACAUCCUUUGCUGACCUCCGUUUGUCUCCAACGACCUCUGCUGACUAUCUCUUUGCAUCAACAACAAGUUCUCGGGUUUCCAUGUAAGCCGGUUUCGUGUUUAUUAGUUUCAAUAUGGUAUCAGAGAGAAGUAACAACGAAACCCUAGAAAAAAGUUUAGGAAACACCCAGUCCAAAACAGAAGCUGCCGUUGCCAUGGAAAAACUACUCCAACAGAUUCAGUUGCCGUCGAUCUAUCCAAUGCGCCAACCCUUGCCGCCGUUCGCGCAACCUUCCGGCUAAAAACCACUUCAUGCAUCGCUGUCUGUUAAUCUCACUGUCCAUCCCAUUCGUUUCUAUGCGCCGUCGCUUGUCCAACCGUCUCACCCUUCCGGUCAUUCGCCGCCACACGUGCCCGCCCAUUGCCGCCGGACAACAACCUUCAAAACUGUAAAAUCUUUACAGCAAUGCAAAUCUGUUCGUCGACCCUUUAUAGCAACCUUUCUUCUAUAGGAAUGGGGCUGACCAACGCCGUAACAGAUCGGGGAUUGAAGCGGACGAGUCAUCGGUACCUCAGGUUAUGGACACCAUAUGUUUGUGGUCUCGGGAUUAACCAAACCUACAGGAGAGUUGUUUUUGAAGUUGGAGCAUCCUUGGCACUGACCAAUCUACCGAUGUAUUCCAAGAACCUGGUAAUUUCGCUUCCUAAUGUGCCUUCAAAUUAUAUAACUAACUUUGCUGCCUUUAGUGCUCGAUCCUUGACCCUUGAUAAUGAAAAGAAUAAUGGGAAACCAAUUCUCGUUUGUGAGCACUGCAAGAAACAAUGGUAUACCAAGGAUCAGUGUUGGAAACUCCACAAUCGGCCCCCAAGAGGUAACAAACGUUCCUCCAACGAGCAACAAAACUUUGGGCAUAUCAAUGUUAGGGAGAUUGCCAGUACUCUCUGCCAACUGGCCCUACUGCUAGCCAGACCAGUUCUCUUACUCUAAGCGCCAUUGCUCAGUCAGAUUGAGGUUAGAACGGAAAUCAGUAACAAUGAAGCUGAACCAGGUCAUGCAGAGAAACUUGACAAGUAUGAUCCCUUUCUUGAUCUUCCUAUUACACUGAGAAAAGAUACUAGGUCCUGUACAAAGCACUCCAUAUCUAAUUAUGCAGGCUCCUUAUGAGGAACGCAUGAAAGUUGUCAAAAGAAUUCUGGGAUAAAAACGACACAUGGUAAAGGGUUGAUAUUUAAAAAGACAAACAUAAAAACCAUUGAGACAUAUAUUGACUCGGAUUGGGCAGGAUCUAUUGUUGGCAGAAAGUCUACCUUCGGUUAUUGUACCUUUGUUUGGGGCAAUCUUGUAACUUGGAGGAGUAAGAAGCAAAAUGUUGUGGUUAGGAGCAGUGCUGAGGUCGAAUAUAGAGCUGUGAGUUUGAGAAUAUGCGAGGAAAUUUAGCUCCAUAAAGUUUUAUUUGAUCUUCAUGAAGAAUGUGAGACUCCAUUGAAGUUUUUUUGUGAUAAUAAAACCGCUAUUUGUAUUGCUAACAACCCAGUUCAGCAUGAUAGAACUAAACAUGUUGAGAUUGAUUGACAUUUCAUCAAAGAAAGACUUGACAGUGGGAGCAUUUGCAUUCUGUACAUCCCUUUGAGUCGACAGGUUGCUGAUGUCUUCACCAAGGGGCUUCUCAGGCCAAACUUCGACUUUUGUGUUAGCAAGUUGGGCCUCAUUGGUAUUUACGUCCCAACUUGAGGGGGAGUGUUAGAAUUAGUGGGUUUAGCCCAUUUGGGAGAUUUAUCCUAAAUAUUCUUUUCUUUUUUUAUCUCUUUGUACUUUUCUAUUUGUUCCCUCUUGUACCUAUUGUAUGAUUAUCAGAAAAUAAUAAAACUAAAAACAUCGUGGUUUUUCUCC
Molecule: messenger RNA, 4661 nt
Organism: Cucumis melo (muskmelon)
Lineage: Eukaryota; Viridiplantae; Streptophyta; Magnoliopsida; Cucurbitales; Cucurbitaceae
Product: pentatricopeptide repeat-containing protein At2g03380, mitochondrial
Exons: 5
Coding region: 208-2319 (703 amino acids)
Biological process (GO): RNA modification
Cellular component (GO): intracellular membrane-bounded organelle
Molecular function (GO): RNA binding; protein binding
Source: RefSeq, a predicted model, not a curated record